Hordeum vulgare subsp. vulgare (domesticated barley) is the source of this 895-nucleotide messenger RNA. RefSeq lists its product as uncharacterized. NCBI's taxonomy places the organism in Eukaryota, Viridiplantae, Streptophyta, Magnoliopsida, Poales, Poaceae. The record is from RefSeq and is a predicted model, not a curated record. The transcript has a single exon. Bases 95 to 685 code for a protein of 196 amino acids.
GUUCGUAGUAUUCGCUGGUAACGCACCCCACAUUUCACUCCCCAAGAAACGCGAGGCAGAGAGAGAGAGAGAGCAACCGCACGCACGGAGGGAGAUGAAGGCGGAGAAGGCAGCGGUGGCCGCGGCCGUCGGCGGAGGAGGCGACGAGUGGCGGUGCCGGAAGCACCCCGCGGCGAGAUCCGGCGGCGGGGUGUGCCCGUACUGCCUCCGCGACCGGCUGCUGCGCCUCUGCCCCAACUGCGCGCGCGUGCGGCCCUGCCCCUGCACCUGCGCCUCCCCGUCCUCCUCCUCCUCGGCGUCCGGCGACGCCGUGGGCCGGGUGCACAGCCUCAUCGAGCGGGAGCACCGGGUGGCGCGCUCGCGGUCCGUCGCCGCGUCCUCCUCCGCCGCGAUGGCCUCCGUCGCCACCGCCGCCUCCGGGAGGCGAAAGGCGAGGGUCUGGGGGUGGACGCCGUUCUGGAAGUCCUCUGCCAAGGACGGAUGCGCCGCGCCGGAGGAGGACGAGGAGGAGGAGAGACUGGGGCUGGCGAGGUCCAGCUCGGUCUCCGCGACGGCCGUGGAGGCCAAGGCGGUGGCGGCCAAGGCGGCGGCGACCAAGGCGCGCUGGGGCUGGCACUUCCCCAGCCCGAUGAAGGCGUUCCGGCAGCACCGGAGGUCGUCGGCGAGCAUGCCGGAGCGGGGGUGAGAUUCCUCGCCACCAGUGGGGUGGGGUGGGGGAUCCGUCUGCUGCUUUUAGGAAGGUGGUUAUAAUAUUAAUCAAUUAACUAUAUGGAAUGGAGGUUCUUCUUUUUCACUUUUGUGGCUCGCGUGCUAAUGUUAUGCUAUGAUGAUGAUUAAGCUAGACUAAAACCAAAAGCCUGUGAUUUUGGGCGCCUGAAUGCACUCGAUUACUCUU